This is a messenger RNA of Rhinocladiella mackenziei CBS 650.93, 726 nucleotides long. RefSeq lists its product as uncharacterized. The coding region runs from base 1 to 726 and encodes 241 amino acids. The record is from RefSeq and is a predicted model, not a curated record. NCBI's taxonomy places the organism in Eukaryota, Fungi, Ascomycota, Eurotiomycetes, Chaetothyriales, Herpotrichiellaceae. The transcript has 2 exons.
AUGAGUCAAGCCAAGAUCCUUCCAGCGAUAACGAAUGUGGCCUCCUGGGCUCUUAAAUCCAGCCCGUCCGCCUGGCUGAAGUCCUGGCUUCUGUAUCUGGGCAUUCAAACACACGUGAGAGCAACCAUGGAGCCCGAGAUGAAGCCCCUUCACAAUGUCUGCGAAUAUCUUCAUGCCCUUCACAUCUAUACUGAUGAAGCCCGACGGGGAGAAAUACUUCAAGAUGUUCGACAAUGCUUGAUCUACGACUCGUGCCAACCGGGUGCCCGUCUCAUCGGGGUCGAGUUCAUGAUCCCCAAAUCCCGUUACCUCACUCUAGAUCCCGAAGAGCAAAGGCUUUGGCACUCGCAUGAAUUCGAAGUCAAGUCCGGCAUGCUAGUCCUCCCGUACCCCGAAUCCCACAAGCAGCAAAAAGAUCAAUGGGAUGAACUGGAGACAAAGGCCAUGGAAGAGGUGGUCAAUUUGUACGGCAAACUCUAUCAUUUCUGGCAAGUCGACCAGGGUCAUGACUUGCCGCUUGGCAGCCCGACAUUGAUGGGCUCGUUGACCGACAGCCAGCAAAUCGACAUUGACGAGGCGAUGGCAGAGAGGAACCAAGAGCAAGAGAUUGAUCAACCCAUGAAACGCGAGCGGCGGAAGUACCUUGAGCUGGCUGGCAUUCCGGACAACGCCGACUCUUGGUGGAAAGAGGCAAAAGAGAAGAAGAUGGGUAUCUACGCAGAGUAG